UUUUUUUUUUUUUUUUUUGAGACGGAGUCUCGCUCUGUCACCAGGCUGGAGUGCAGUGGUGCAAUCUCAGCUCACUGCAACCUCCGCCUCCUGGUUCAAGCGAUUCUCCUGCCUCAGUAGCUGGGAUAUAGGCGCGUGCCACCACGCCCAGCUAAUUCUUGUAUUUUUAGUAGAGACAGGAUUUCACGAUGUUGGCCAGGCUUGUCUUGAUCUCUUGACUUCAUGAUCACCUGCCUUGGCCUCCGAAAGUGCUGUGAUUACAGGCGAGAGCCACUGUGCCCGACCACAAUUUUUUUUUUUUUUUUUUUUUUUCUGAGACGGAGUUUCGCUCUUGUUACUCAGGCUGGAGUGCAAUGGCGCGAUCUCGGCUCGCCGCAACCUCCACCUCCUGGGUUCAGGCAAUUCUCCUGCCUCAGCCUCCCGAGUAGAUGGGACUACAGGCCCGCACCACCAUGCCCAGCUAAUUUUUAUACUUUUAGUAGAGACGGUGUUUCACCAUGUUGACCAGGAUGGUCUCGAUCUCUUGACCUUGUGAUCCACCUGCCUCGGCCUCUCAAAGUGCUGGGAUUACAGGCGUGAGCCACCGCACCUGGCCCCUACUGAUCACAAUUUUUAAAGUCUAGAGUGAGGUUCCCUCAUACUAUCUGCACAUUUCCGUGCCCCUCCUCAGCAGGAAAACCUGGCUGCUUUUUGCAACAUGUAAAUACAAGUAAACAAUAGCUGUAAAUUUUCUCUCUUUCCCCAAAAGGUUGGAAUGAUAGCCUAUUCAUUUUCUUUUUACUUAAUUUUUUGGGGGAUGUCUUUUUUUUUUUUAGAUGGAGUUUCGCUCUUGCUGCCCAGGCUGGAGUGCAGUGGUGUGAUCUUGGCUUGCUGCAACCUCCUUCUCCUGGGUUCAAGCGACUCUCCUGCCUCAGCCUCUUGAGUAGCUGGGAUUACAGGCAUGUGCUGCCACACCCAGUUACUUUUUUGUAUUUUUGGUAGAGAUGGGGUUUCACCAUGUUGACCAUGCUGGUCUUGAACUCCUGCCCUCAGGUGAUCCGCCCACCUCAGCCUCCCAAAGUGCUGGGAUUACAGGUGUGAGCCACUGUGCCCGGCUGGGGAUAUCUUUCCAUGUUAAAAUUUAAAGAGCUUCUGCUGUCUUGUGUAGCAGCAUAGUAUUAGGGAAUGUGCUUGGUACGUUUGGAAAAACGGAAUGAGCAAGGGUGGCUGGAGGGAAAAAAGGAGAGAUUGUGGGGACAUGAGCGUGGGGAGGUGAUGGGGGCACAUCCUGCUGGGCCUCGUGGCCUCCUCCUGAGGUUUUUUUCUGAGGCAGAUGGGAGCCAUGGAGGAUUCUGAUCGGAGGGUCGAGACUUGGACUCAGGUGCUCACAGGCGCCCUCUGGCCGCGGUGGAGGGAAUAGACUGUGGGGGAUGGGUGGCCAGGGCGGGAGCUGGGAGACCUGGAAGGAAGUGACUGCGCUGAUCCAGAUAGGGGGACAAGGAGUUGGUGAGAAGCUGGCGGAUUCUGGGUAGAUUCUGGAGCUGACCGGAGUUACUGUCAUAUAAGAUUGGGAGCGGGUAUGGGCGUUAGAGAAAGAGAUCGGUCAAGGGUGCUCCAAAGUUUGUAGCCUUCGCACCUGGCAGGACAGAGCUGUGGUUAUCUGGGUCUAGAGGACAGCAGAAGGGCAGAUUGGGGACAGUCAGGAGCUGGAUGUAGGGGGCUGGGUGGGAAGCACGCCCGCUACUCCAGGCUGGAUGUCUGGGAGGCGCGUGUUCUGGGUACGGCCGCCACGCAGUCCCGGGAGCCGCCGCCAGAGGGCGAGCACGCCGCAUCGCAUUCGUGGCUCCGUGGAGGGCAGGGCGCGGGAAGGUCCGGCCUCACCUCUUCCCACGGCCCUGGUGGCCUUCAAGCUCCUCACUUGGGUGCGAGAUAGAAGUGCCGGGACCCAGCCAGGAACCCCCCAGGCACCUCAGGGGCCCCAAAGCCUGGGAUGCGACUCUCAUCCUAUCUGCUUCUAACGCUCCCAACCUCCACCCCCCACCACCAGGCUGUUCCCACCGCCUCCAGAGCCAUCUCAGGUGUCUGUAAAAAUGGCACCUACUCGGGGAGGACUUCCCUGAUCACCCCGGAGACAGAAGCCCCCGCCCUGACCCCUCUAAGGUACAUCCCAUAUUAAUAGCUUCUUAAGACUCUAAAAUCAUUUAUUAUUAUUAUUAUUAUUUUAAUUUUUUUGAGACGGAGUUUCGCUCUUGUUACCCAGGCUGGAGUGCAAUGGCGCGAUCUCGGCUCACCGCAACCUCCGCCUCCUGGGUUCAGGCAAUUCUUGUGCCUCAGCCUCCUGAGUAGCUGGGAUUACAGGCAUGUGCCACCGUGCCCAGCUAAUUUUUUUUUUUUUUUUUUUUUUUGUAUUUUUAGUAGAGACGGGGUUUCACCAUGUUGACCAGGAUGGUCUCGAUCUCUUGAUCUCGUGAUCCACCCACCUCGGCCUCCCAAAGUGCUGGGAUUACAGGCUUGAGCCACCGAGCCCGGCCCAUUUUUAUUAUUAAUUAUUAUUAUCAUCAUUAUUUUUGAGAGGGUCUCAUUGUUACCCAGGCUGGAGUGCAGUGGCAUGAUCUGGCUUACUGCAACCUCCGCCUCCCGGGUUCAAGCAAUUCUCGUGCCUCAAUAUCCCGAGGCAGCUAGGGUUACAGCGUGCCACCACGCCCAACAAUUUUUUCUUUUUCACUUUUUGAGAUGGAGUUUUGCUCUUGUUGCUCAGGCUGGAGUGCAAUGACGCCAUCUUGGCUCACUGCAACCUCCGACUCCUGGGUUAAAGUGAUUCUCCUGCCUCAGCCUCCAGAGUAGCUGGGAUUACAGGCAUGCGCCACCUCGCCCAGCUAAUUUUGUAUUUUUAGUAGAGAUGGGGUUUCUCCAUGUUGGUCAGGCUGUUCUUGAACUCCUGACCUCAAGUUAUCUGGUCACCUCAACCUCCCAAAGUGCUGAGAUUACAGGCAUGAGCCAUCGAAUUAUUAUUAUCUUUUAUUGUCUGUUUUCUGCACAGUGUAAAAUCCAUGGCAGUGAGGACCCAUUUUCUGUCUUGUUCUCCUGUAUCCUCAGGGCUCAGAAUUGAGUCUGGCCUAUACCGAAUGUUAAAGAAAAUAAAACAGCUGGGCACGGUGGUGUGCGUCUCUAAUCCCAGGCACGGUGGUGUGCGUCUCUAAUCCCAGGCACGGUGGUGUGCGUCUCUAAUCCCAGGCACGGUGGUGUGCGUCUCUAAUCCCAGGCACGGCGGUGUGCGUCUCUAAUCCCAGGCACGGCGGUGUGCGUCUCUAAUCCCAGGCACGGUGGUGUGCGUCUCUAAUCCCAGGCACGGUGGUGUGUGUCUUUAAUCCCAGCGCUUUGCGAGGCUGAGGCAGGAGGAUCACUUGGGGCCAGCAGUUUGAGACAAACCUGGUAACAUAGUAAGACCCCGUCUCUACAAAAAAUUUAAAAAUCAGCCAGCCAUGGUGUCAUGCACCUGUGGUGUCAGCUAUUCAGUGUGGUUGAGGCAGGAGGAUUCCUUGAGCCUGGGAGGUCGAAGCUGCAGUGAGCUGUGAUUGUGCCACUGCACUCCAGCUUGGGUGACAGAACAAGACCCCAUCUCAACAAUAACAACAAAAACCAAACAAAUAAACAAAAAAGGCCAGGUGCGGUGGUUUAUGCCUAUAAUCCCAGCACUUUGGGAGGCCAAGACCGGCGGAUUGCCUGAACUCAGGAGUUCAAGACCACCCUGGGCAACAUGGUGAAACCCCAUAUCUACUAAGAUACAAAAAAAAAAAUUAGCCAGGCAUGGUGGGUGGCAGGGGCCUGUAGUCCCAACUACUCGGGAGGCUGAGGCAGGAGAAUCACUUGAACCCAGAAUGGGAGGUUUCAGUGAGCUGAGAUCAUGCCAUUGCACUCUAGCCUGGGUGACAGAGGGAGACUGUCUCCGAACACACAUACACGCAAAAGAAGAAGAAAAAGAGGGCUGGGCUUGGUGGCUCACGCCUGUAAUCCCAGCACUUGGGGAGGCUGAGGCUUGUGGAUCACGAGGUCAGGAGAUCGAGACCAUCCUAGCCAACAUGGUGAGACACCGUCUCUACUAAAAUACAAAAAAUUAGCCGGGUGUGAUGGUGCGCGCUGUAGUCCCAGCUAUCGGGAGGCUGAGGUAGGGGAAUUGCUUGAACCCAGGCAGCAGAGGUUAUGGUGAGCCAAGGUCACGCCACUGCACUCCAGCUUGGAGACAGAGCAAGACUCUGUCAGAAAGGAAAGAAGGAAAGAAGAAAGGAAGGAAAAGAAAGAAAAAAAGGAAAACAAAAGUCAGACAAGAUAGCCUCCAGUGCCUAUAAUCCCAGCAUUUGAGACUAGCCUGGGCAACAGAGUGAGACACUGUGCCACAUAAAGAGAAAAUAUAUAAAAAAAGAACUGGCUGUGCAUGGUGGCUCACGCCUGUAAUCCCAGCACUUUGGUAGGCUGAAGUGGGUGGAUUGCUUGAGGUCAGGAGUUUCAGACCAGCCUGGCCAAUAUAGUGAAACCUGUCUGUAUUACAAAUACAAAAAUUAGCUGGGUGUGCUUGUUCACAUCUGUAAUCCCAGCUACUCAGGAGGCUGAGGCAGGAGAAUCACUUGAACCCAGGAGGUGGAGGUUACAGUGAGCCAAGACCAUGCCACUGCACUCCAGCCUGGGUGACAGAGCAAGACUCCAUCCACCCCCACCAAAAAAAAAAAAACAAAAAACAGAACAAAAAACCCAGCAGCAAUAAUGUUAAUCAUAGCUGAUUCAUGGUGUUACUGUUUAGGAAUCUCUGUUUUAAGCUCCUUACAUAAAUUACCGCCUUAGUUCCUCAGAACAAGCCAGUGAGGUAGGAACUGUUUUAUCCCUCAUAUUACAGAAAAAGAAGGUAAGGCUCAGAAUGGUUAAGGGACUUGCUCAGGGUUACAUGGCCAAGAAAUUGCAAUGCCUGGGCUGAACUCAAGAAACCUGGCUGCAAGGUAAGCUGUUUUUUUUUUUUUUUUAGAUGGAGUCUUGCUCUGUCACCUAGGCUGGAGUGCAGUGGUGUAAUCUUGGCUCACCGCAACCUCCACCUCCCAGAUUCAAGCGAUUCUCCUGCCUCAGCCUCCUGAGUAGCUGGGAUUACAGGCACCUGCCACCACAACCAGUUAAUUUUUGCAUUUUUAGUAGAGAUGGGGUUCCACCAUAUUGGCCAGGCUGGUCUUAAACUCCUGAUCUCAGAUGAUCUGCCCAUCUUGGCCUUCCAGAGUUCUAGGAUUACAGAUGUGAGUCAUCACACCCGGCCAUAAUUUUUUUUAAUUAUUUUUUUUUGAGACAGUAUCUCUUGUUGCCUAGGAUGGAGUGCUGUGGCACCAUCUUGGCUCACUGUAACUUCUGCCUCCCAGGUUCAAGCGAUUUUCCUGCCUCAGCCUCCUGAGUAGCUGGGAUUAUAGGUGCCUGCCACCAUACCUAAUUUUUUUGUAUUUUUAGUAGAGAUGGGGUUUCACCCUGUUGACCAGGCUGGUCUCAAACUCCUGACCUCAGGUGAUCUGCCCGUCUUGGCCUCCCAAAGUGCUGGGAUCACAGGUGUGAGCCACCGCACCCAGCCCAAUUUUUGUAUUUUUAAAGUAGACAUGACACUCACCAUGUAAUCCAGGCUGGUUUUGAAUUCCUAGUUUCGAAUUCGUAGAUCACUUCAAGUGAUCUACAAGUCUUGGCCUCCCAAAGUGCUGGGAUCACAGGUGUGAGUCACCGAGCCAGGCCCAAAGUGUGCUUUUGCUAAUUGGAAGGACCGAGAUCCCAGGACUGAAAAAGCACCUGCCCAGGGGCUUCAGGCAUUGUGUGUCUCAGCCCCUGGCCCCAAACCUGUCUUUCCUGGUCCCCACAGCUUGCACACUGCAGGCCCAGCCCCCAUGUCUCCCAGCAGGCUGGGAGGUGUGGGAACCCAGCAGGUCUGAGUUUACUCACCUCCCCUGCUGUGGGUCUACAGAAAUGCCUCCCAGGCUAUCCAGGAGGGGUCAAGAGAUUAAAACGGGUUCAGAGGGCUCAGAUGCCACUCACCAGACAGCAGGGUCGACUGCUAGAGACCCUGAGCCCAGUCCUGGACAAACGGACAGACGCAUGGACAAGCAGAUGCUCCUUGGCCGGCUGUCCACUCUUCUGUGCCUGCUUAGCGGGGCCUUGUCCACAGGCUCAGCAAGGCCUGGACCCCAGGCUCUCCAGCCUCAGUCCUGGGCUGCAGCCAAUCAGACUUGGGCUCUGGGCCCAGGGGCCCCGCCCCUACUGGUGCCAGCCCCAGCCCUUGGGAGCUGGAAGGCCUUCUUGGGCCUGCAGAAAGCCAGGCAGCUGGAUAUGGGCAGGCCGCAGCGUGGGCAGGACGAGGCGGCUGCUGUGACUCUGCCGCUGAACCCUCAGGAAGUGACCCGGGGGAUGUGUAAGGCUGUGCCCUUUGUUCAGGUGCUCUCCCGGCCCGGCUGCUCAGCCACACGCCUCCAAAAUCACCUCUGCUUUGGCCAUUGCUCCUCUCUCUACAUCCCUGGCUCGGACCCCACUCCACUAGUCCUGUGUAACAGCUGCAUGCCCGCUCGCAAGCGCUGGGCACCCGUGGUCCUGUGGUGUCACGCUGGCAGCUCAGCCUCCCGUCGACGGGUGAAGAUAUCCACCGAGCUGAUCGAGGAGUGUCACUGCAGCCCGAAGGCUUGAAUUUAGCAUCGUGGAUGGGUGCACGGGGACAUGCACCUUGGAGAGAUGAGGGGAGAUGGACCAAGAAAGACGUGGACCCGGACAAUGAACUCUGGGUCAAGAGACCAGGGAUGCAGGGUUAGGCAGUCAGGUCCCCGGAGUCUUCACCCUGCUCCUGGACACUCGACACAGCGCCAGUCCUGGAGUCACACCACUGACUGAUAGCACACACUGAUUGACCACUCACUCUUACCAGGACCCGUGUUAGGCAUUUGACAGGUACUAACUCAUGGAAUCCUUACAGCAGCCAAUGGGAUAGCUGCUAACAUCACCCCAUUUUACAGAUGAGCAAACCAAGGCCACUCACCCAGAGUCACACCACAGUAAGCGGCACAGCCAGGAUUCAGAUCCACUCUUUUUUUGGGGGGACAAAGUCUCUCUCUGUUGCCCAGGCUGGAGUGCAGUGGCAUGAUCUCGGCUCACUGCAACCUCCACCUCCCGGGUUCAAGCAAGUCUCCUGCUUCAGCCUCCUGAGUAGCUGGGACUACAGGCACCUACCACCACACCUGGCUAAUUUUGUAUUUCUAAUAGAGAUGGGGUUUCACCAUGUUGGCCAGGCUGGUCUUGAACUCCUGACCUCAGGUGAUCUGCCCACCUCGGCCUCCCAAAGUCCUGGAAUCAAUCCACUGUUAAUCACUAGGCCAAACUAUCUCUUAUAGAAUAAGGUCAAAGACACUCUCAGCUGCAGGGAGGGCAGAUGGCCUCACCCAGACCAAGAGACACAGCGAUGACCUCGUCCUAGGGACACUAAAAAAAAAACGCAAAACGAAAACCAAAGCGGUCAGGCAGACAGCUGCUGGGGGAAAUCCUGGGGUCCCUGAGACAGAGGCAGGACCCACAUGUUCCCAGCUGCCUCUUGCCUUGAUAGUGGCCACUGUGCCCCUCCCAGACCCCCCACCUGAGUCUCCACACAGCCCCAUCGCUGGCGUGGCAUUCCACAGAAACCAUAAAGGUUGGCUGAGUCCAGCUGUC
Molecule: messenger RNA, 7680 nt
Organism: Callithrix jacchus (white-tufted-ear marmoset)
Lineage: Eukaryota; Metazoa; Chordata; Mammalia; Primates; Cebidae
Gene: DAND5
Product: DAN domain BMP antagonist family member 5
Source: RefSeq, a predicted model, not a curated record